AUGGCCUUAGCAACUUUGUUGGGGGCAAUCCUCGCGAUCAUAGCAGGCGCUUACGCCUUGGACCUUUUCGUCUUCUUCUCACGAGAUUCGCGUGAGCCACAGUAUGUUAGGUCACGCGUCCCACUUAUCGGACACCUCAUCGGUAUCUCCAAGCGCGGCGCUGGAAGGUAUUACACCGACGUUGCAUCCAGCCAACCGUCCGGCAUCUUUACCCUGCCAAUUUUCAACUUCAAGCUCUACGUCAUCUCGGAGCGGAAACUCAUAAGCGCGAUCAAGCGCCAUGCCAGAACUAUUUCCCUUACGCCGUUUGCCGCCAAGACCUUGAAGACACUGAGCGGACUCGGAGAUAUUGUCCUGGGAAUCCAGGACCACCUUCAAGGCCCACUCGAGACCAAAGAGUUCGACAGGGUCCAGCGGGCUUCGAUGUCUGCUGGCCCUGAUCCGGAUGCCAUGGCCUCGGUGUCGGCGAGGGUUACUUUGGAGCUGGUUGAAGAGCUGGCCAUGAAGGCAAAAGCGGGAGCUGGGACUCGGAUUGAGCUUUACACGUGGCUGAAGCAUCUCAUCGCGCUGUCUGCCUCAGAAGGCAUGUUUGGGCCGAUGAAUCCCUUCCGUGACCGAAAAUGA
Colletotrichum gloeosporioides is the source of this 624-nucleotide messenger RNA. RefSeq lists its product as uncharacterized. The transcript has 2 exons. The coding region runs from base 1 to 624 and encodes 207 amino acids. Gene Ontology annotation, molecular function: heme binding; iron ion binding; monooxygenase activity. Lineage: Eukaryota; Fungi; Ascomycota; Sordariomycetes; Glomerellales; Glomerellaceae. The record is from RefSeq and is a predicted model, not a curated record.